This is a messenger RNA of Suillus subaureus, 957 nucleotides long. RefSeq lists its product as uncharacterized. Bases 1 to 957 code for a protein of 318 amino acids. The transcript is spliced from 5 exons. The record is from RefSeq and is a predicted model, not a curated record. NCBI's taxonomy places the organism in Eukaryota, Fungi, Basidiomycota, Agaricomycetes, Boletales, Suillaceae.
AUGUCUCGCUCAAUAUGCAUCACUGCCGCUGAUGGCCAGACUGGCCACUUGAUUACCGAACUGCUCCUCUCCAACCAGUUCAGACCGAAGUUCAAAGAAUUAUUUUGCGUCACCCUCCACCCCGAGAAAUGCAAAGAUCUCGAAACGAUGGGGGCUAAAAUCAUCGCUCAUAAACACAGUGAUCCCGCGGGGCUUGUGCAAUCCCUUAAGGAAUCUGGUGCAGACACCAUAUUCAUGAUCCCUCCUGCACACGCCCAUAAGCUUCGACUCGCACGGGACGUGCUCAAGGCUGUGGCAGCCGCUGAGAUCAAAAACACAGUCUUGCUCAGUGCAGCUGGGACUGACCUUGCUGAGGAAAAGGCUCAACCCCACCUUCGCCAAUUCACAAAGAUCGAAACCGAAAUGAUGCACUUGCGGUAUACGGGGGGCACGAAGGCAGGGACAAGCCAGUGUAUCAUUCGCGCCGGGUAUUACGCCGAAAACCUAUUGCUCUAUGAAAAGGACAUGAAGAAUAACGGAAGGCUUCGCCUGCCGAUCGGUGAUGUGAAUUCGUUCGCCCCUAUCGCGCUUGGCGAUGUUGUCAAGGCCGUAGCGAACAUUCUUGUCAGUGAAGGGCCGAAAGGUUUGAGUGAUAGAUUCCGAGGCCAGUUGAUCACGCUUACGGGGCCCACGAUGUGCAACGGUGUUGAACUAGCCGCUGCAGCUUCCCAAGCUGGAGUUAACAUUGAAUUCACCGAUAUCUCUGACACGGAAGCGAAGCAGCUACUUGAAUCGGACACUGAUGUUGACGACUCCGAGAAACAGUAUCUUCUCGAGUACUACUCGCUUGUACGCGAGGGGAAAACGAACUAUGUCAGUACUCUUGAUUUCGCGCCCAUAACAGGGGAAGGACCUACGAACCCCCCUGACUUUUUCAAAACGUAUGGGUCGGCAAAACAUCACAUCGUCUGUCAGUGA